AUGUGUUACUUAAAACGUAUUGAAGAUUGCGUUACCCCGGUACAAGCAAGAAGCGAGUUGGCUUGGAAUCAAAUAUUUGGUCCUGGUUUAAUCUGGAAAGAGAUUUGGAAGGAUGUCGCUCGAAGUUUUAACGAUCCACUGUUACGUGAUUUUGAUUGGCGCACGGUACAUCGGGUUUUACCUGUCAAUUUCAGAGUGAAUAAAUGGUAUUCACGAAUAUCCUCAGCAUGUGCACGGUGUGGCGAAAGAGUGCAAACGUUCGAACACACGUUGAUUCACUGUCCAAUGGUAAAGGAGAUGUGGAUGUUCAUUUUGAAAUUGUGCAAUCGAAUUGAUGCAUCGGUCCUUGGUCUUUCAGAACGGAAUAUGUUGCUGGGUUGUUUCCCGCAAACAAGAACACGAGACCUUCUGCGUUACUUAAUCAGUGUUGGAAAGUCUAACAGUCUUAUGUAUUUUAAGAAUUACGUGCGAAAUGCAUUGGAAACAGAACAGUGUAUCAUGUACACGGAAAAGGAG
This is a messenger RNA of Paramuricea clavata, 516 nucleotides long. NCBI's taxonomy places the organism in Eukaryota, Metazoa, Cnidaria, Anthozoa, Malacalcyonacea, Plexauridae. The record is from the annotation of a GenBank genome assembly.